CUCUACGUAGCUCAUCCUCAGUCUCUUGUUCAUCUCUAUGAAGCUAGUCGUCAGCCUGAUUCAGUCCUCUCAAAGACUCAGUGUAGUCUCGUUGUUGAUUGUGGCUUCUCCUUCACUCACGCUGUUCCUGUUCUUCACAAUUUCACUCUUAAUCACGCCAUUAAGAGGAUUGAUUUAGGAGGCAAAGCUUUCACUAAUUACUUGAAGGAAUUGGUCUCUUAUAGAUCUAUAAAUGUUAUGGAUGAAACUUUUUUAGUUGAUGAUGCUAAGGAGAAGCUUUGUUUUGUCUCACUUGACCUUCUUCGUGAUCUCCGCCUUGCUAGAAGUGGAAAUAAUCUUAUCAAGUCUACAUAUGUUCUUCCUGAUGGUGUUACACAUACUAAAGGUUAUGUCAAAGACCCUCAAGCGGCUAAGAGGUUUCUUAGCUUGUCAGAUAAAGAUCAUGUGGAGUCUGAUUUCAUGGCAAAGGUUGGGGACAGGAAGAAGGCUGACAUGAACAAAAAUGAGAUUGACUUAACGAAUGAGCGCUUUCUUGUACCUGAGACGCUAUUCCAGCCUGCGGAUUUAGGGAUGAAUCAGGCAGGACUUGCAGAGUGCAUUGUCCGAGCUGUAAGCUCAUGUCAUCCUUAUUUGCAACCAGUCUUGUAUCAAAGCAUCAUCUUAACUGGUGGAAGCACAUUAUUUCCGCAACUUAAGGACAGACUGGAAGUAGAGCUUCGACCACUAGUCCCAGACCACUUUGAUGUGAAGAUAACAACACUGGAGGACCCAAUACUAGGUGUUUGGAGAGGGGGUUCACUUUUGGCUUCCAGCCCGGAUUUUGAGUCCAUGUGUGUCACCAAGGCUGACUAUGAAGAACUUGGAUCAGCUCGUUGUCGGAGGAGAUUCUUUCAUUGAGUAUAACCAAAAAAUAUCAACUGAGUUGUUAUUUUUCACAUUAUAUGUCGUGUGUCGUAUAUUUGUAAUGCAUGACCAUAGCGUUAGUGCGUUACCAAACACCCAAGUGUAUUGUUAUUGUUUUCCUUUU
Molecule: messenger RNA, 1027 nt
Organism: Camelina sativa (false flax)
Lineage: Eukaryota; Viridiplantae; Streptophyta; Magnoliopsida; Brassicales; Brassicaceae
Source: RefSeq, a predicted model, not a curated record